Molecule: messenger RNA, 913 nt
Organism: Wyeomyia smithii (pitcher-plant mosquito)
Lineage: Eukaryota; Metazoa; Arthropoda; Insecta; Diptera; Culicidae
Product: U-reduvitoxin-Pr21-like
Exons: 3
Coding region: 96-824 (242 amino acids)
Molecular function (GO): peptidase inhibitor activity
Source: RefSeq, a predicted model, not a curated record
AGGUUGAGCGACUGUUUUUUAGUGUCAUAGCAGACCUAGGUAUUUUAGCUAGAGUGUGAAAAAUUACUGCCAGUGGAUAAGCUGCCUGCUACGAAAUGUUGAGAUCAUUACUUUUAUUUGCGACGAUUAUCACCGUUGGAGUUUUCGCACUUCAAGAUGGACAAAAAUGCGAACCGGGAACCGACUUUAUGGUAGACUGCAACAUGUGUAGAUGCUCUGCGGAUGGAAAGAUAAUGUCAUGUACCAGAAAGUUUUGUGUAGAAGAGGGACAAGGGGAUGAUCCAAAAGCGCAACUGGCUGCGACUACUAACAGUGAUGUCGGUGAAAAAGAAGAAGAACAUCUGCAAACCAAUGGUCAGGUGUGUACACCCAACGAGGUGAAGAUGGAGGAUUGUAAUCGCUGCAAAUGUGCUGCUAACGGAAUUGGUUGGUUCUGCACUCGGAAAGCUUGCAAGCCCAGAGAUAAGCGAGAUGUCAUUCAAGAAACUUUUGCUCGACUAAAACGAGCUGUUGAGAAAAAAUGUGUUCCUGGAACCUCCUUCAAGAGUGCCGACGGAUGUAAUGAUUGUUUUUGCACAGAAACAGGAAUCGCUGCCUGCACAUUGAGGUUCUGCUUUUCUAACGUCGAGCAAGGUGUUUCGCCCAACAAAUUCAAGCGAUCGUCGGAUGACGAUAUUCCUCGGUCUUUAAUUCAACCAGGCGCAUCAGGAUUCUCAUGCGCACCAUACUCGAAUUUCAAAUAUCAGUGCAACAUGUGUCAUUGUGAUGGAACAGGAAAGUUAGCUGGUUGCACGUAUAAAUUAUGCUUGCCAGACGAAUACUGAUUUUCCGCAUCUUUUAAUAUAUGAAGAUUAUUAUAUUUUUGCUGUUUUGUACUGAUAGAUCGAAAUAAAUUUAUCGUUUUGACCAUUAA